Messenger RNA from Pyrenophora tritici-repentis Pt-1C-BFP, 1395 nucleotides. The record is from RefSeq and is a predicted model, not a curated record. Lineage: Eukaryota; Fungi; Ascomycota; Dothideomycetes; Pleosporales; Pleosporaceae.
AUGGCACCCUCUUCCACAUCCUCCUCAGUACCCGUUGGCCCACAGCAAACCAACAUGGCCACCGAACCUGAAAAGCAGACCCAGUAUGCUUCCAUUGUCCCACCACAACAGUCUGCAGAAGACCGUCUGCAAUUGCAACGCACCGUCUCUUCUGUCAGUCACCAUGACAUGGCCAAUGUCCAAUAUGUCGCCACCGGCGAUAACGAUGUCGUCUACAACAGGUUCUCUGAGCGCCGCAAAAUGAUUGUGGUAGCUGUUGUAUCCUUCUGCGGCUUCUUGGCCCCGAUUUCUUCAACAACCGUGUUAUCUGCUGUUCCUGAAGUGGCAGCCACUUACAGCACCGAUGGCUCAAUCAUCAACGUCUCCAAUGCGUUAUACAUGCUGUUCAUGGGACUCUCUCCCUGUUUCUACGGACCAUAUGGCAACAUCUAUGGCCGUAAAUGGGUUUCGGUGAUGAGUGCUGCACUCUUCACUGCGUUCUCCAUUGGCACAGCCCUUGCACCCAACCUAGCAGCCUUCUUCGUCUUCCGUAUUCUUACGGCUUUCCAAGGGACUGCCUUCCUAGUCAUUGGGUCAGCUGUUAUUGGUGACAUGUAUAAGCCGACCGAACGCGCAACAGCUCUCGGAUGGUUUCUAAGCGGCACCCUCAUCGGUCCAGCCUUGGGUCCCUUCAUCGGUGGUAUCAUUGUUACAUUCCGUAGCUGGCGCGACAUCUUCUGGCUACAGACAGCACUAGCUGGAACAGCGACGCUGUUGUGCUUCUUCCUCCAGCCCGAGACUAUUCACAACAAGCGCGCCGACGAGCUUGAGGGACUGCCUGCCAAGGAACGGGCACAUAAGAUGUGGCAAUGGUUAAAUCCAUUCCGCAUCAUCAUGUUGUACCGCUACCCAAACAUUCUCUUGACAGGCUUGGCUUCGAGUUCUCUGGUCUGGAACAUGUACUCCCUUCUUACGCCCAUCCGAUACGUCCUAAACCCGCGCUUCGGCCUCGAAACACCACUACAAUCGGGACUCUUCUACAUUGCUCCAGGCUGCGGAUACCUUGUAGGAACCUUUUUCGGCGGCCGCUGGGCCGAUCACGUGGUUAAAAAGUACAUUCCUCAACUGUUCUGCUUCCCCAGUCUGAACACCUACUGCCUGGACGUCAUGCAGAGCCGAAGUGCAGAGGUUGUUGCUGGCAAUUAUUUCAUGCGUUACAUGUUUGCUGCAGCAGGGUCUGCAGCCUGUUUACCGGCCGUUCGAGCUAUUGGCGUUGGAUGGUUCUCUACCAUUAGCGCGGUAUUUCUCAUGGCUGGUGCGGCGGCAACGUACGUCACUGCACUGUAUGGAAAGUCGUGGCGUAUGGCUAUCGACGAGAAGAAGGCAGCAAAAAAAGUGGGCGAAAGCAGCGUAUGA